Messenger RNA from Dreissena polymorpha, 1628 nucleotides. RefSeq names its product putative ammonium transporter 1. NCBI's taxonomy places the organism in Eukaryota, Metazoa, Mollusca, Bivalvia, Myida, Dreissenidae. Gene Ontology annotation, cellular component: membrane. Gene Ontology annotation, molecular function: ammonium channel activity. The coding region runs from base 1 to 1467 and encodes 488 amino acids. The record is from RefSeq and is a predicted model, not a curated record. The transcript is spliced from 11 exons. Gene Ontology annotation, biological process: ammonium transmembrane transport; ammonium homeostasis.
AUGCAAGGCGGUUUCGCUUUUUUGGAAGCGGGAGCUGUCAGAAGUAAAAAUGUUACUAAUAUCCUCAUGAAGAACGUCUUGGACUUAUUCAUUUGUGGCGUGGCUUAUUGGCUCUUCGGCUACGCCUUCGCAUACGGAAAGGGGAACACAUUCAUCGGAUAUACGCAUUUCGCAUCUCACAACCUCCCCGUCACCGAAUACGCUAAUUUAUUUUACCAAUUUACUUUUGCUGCGACGGCGUCGACCAUCAUCUCCGGAGCGGUUGCUGAACGCUGUGACUUCAUUGCAUUCCUCAUUUACAGCUUUGGAAUCACAUCGUUCAUAUAUCCGGUGGUGACCCAUUGGGUGUGGGCCGGGGGCUUCUUGUCCGCCGGUAUGGACUACGGUGGCAGCAUAGGCGUUGUGGGAUUCAGGGACUUUGCUGGAAGUGGUGUUGUUCACCUGCUUGGAGGCACGGCAGCGUUCGUGGGAGCCUCCAUAAUUGGUCCUCGUCUGGGCCGCUUCGACAAGGAAACAAAAACGGUGUUGACUAUCAGAGGGCAUUCUGUUCCGAUCGCGGCUCUCGGGGGCUUCAUCCUGUUUUUCGGUUUCCUGGCGUUCAACGGCGGCUCCCAGCUUUCUAUCACUAAACCGGGUGACGGCGCCGCCAUCAGCAUCGCCGUGGUCAAUACUGUCAUUUCCGGCUCCUUUGCUGCCUGCUCCUCUAUGUUUGUCAACAGGUUGCCGAAGGUCGGAAACAAGAGGUGGAGCCUUCUCAUAAUAAUUAAUGGCGCGUUGUGCGGCAUGGUGGCUGUUUGUUCCGGAUGUAACCUCUAUUACCCCUGGGGGGCGGCCGCUAUAGGCACCAUCGCCGGGAUCGUGUUCCACUUUUAUUCGUGGCUCGUACGAUGGAUGCUCGUCGACGACCCACUGGACGCAGUGGCAGUACAUUUCGGAGGCGGUUCGUGGGGAGUGAUGGCCCUAGCGUUUUUCAAUAAUCAAGACGGCAUUUUGUUUAACUGGGACCAGAAAUCGGGCAUGGUGUUUUGCUGGCAACUUGCGGGACUCGCCACGAUUUGCGCGUGGUCCGCAAUUACAAUGGGGAUAAUCUUCGGAACACUUCGGCUCCUUAAAAUACUGAGAGUACCGCGAGAUGUAGAAUUACGAGGUCUGGACAUCCCCAAGCACGCCGAACCCGCAUAUCCGGUGGAGGCAUAUGGUCAUGGGCACGUCGAGAAACUCAUGCAGAUUCUGGACACUUCCGGUCCGUUCAUUGUGACGCAAGUCUAUGAACGACAGGGGAAAAAUGGAAAUGUCAAUUACGGGUUCAACCACAUUAGCGACAAAGGCCUCUAUGAGAGCCCGGAAGUAAAGCGUCAUGUGCAUCAGAUGAAGCAGCCCGGGGGCGGUUCUGCGGAGAGGAUCCAGCGCUCCACUUCCGAUUCGGACACAUCUGACUUCUCUGUAGACGAAGUCGUUAAAAUGUAGGGGAGUGUAGUGGUUCGUUUACUCGUCAUCCGCAGAUUGAACUUUGACAAAGCCUUCGUCUGUGUUGGGUGUUUAGCAGUCUGAUGCGCGUUUUAUGAUGAUGAUGUCGCUAAACUAUUCAAACAUUGGGCUUAACAAAGCAAAUAAAAGCGUUUAUCGAC